AUGGAUGUGGUGCUGGAGUGCCGGGGCAGCGUGCUGACGGCGCUGGAAGUGGCUUGCCGAAAGCGGCGCUGCGAGGUGCAGAGCUUGCGGCAGGGGGAAGAAUUUUCAUGGCCAGCGUGGAAUCCCCAGCAGGUGCUGGAGGAGCAUCACCGCAAGAUCAGCGAGGAGCAGAUGCAGGAGUGGCGGGGAGAAGGCGCGCAGCGCCGAGAGAGGGCUCCACGGCCUGAGGGCCCUGUGGGCCGAGCGCCCCUGAUUGACCCUUAUGCGCCGGUGGGUGCCUACCCGUCCUAUCCGGACCUGCCCAGCCCGGAGCCGGAGAGGGAGAGACCUGCCCGGCCGAGCCAGGCGGAGGCUUGGCCAUCAAGGCCUGCCAUGCCGCCUCCAGUGCCAGUGACGCCUGCGGCAGCCGUGCCUCCCAGGCCAGCUGCGCCUCCAUCGAGUCUGCCUUUUGCCCGUCCAUCGCAGCCCGUGCAGCCCGCGCAGCCCACGCAGCCCCCAAGGCAGGCGACGGUGCCUGCGCAGGGCCCACCAGCCAAGCCGGCCAAGCCGGCGGCAAAGCCGGGCGCGGAGACGUGGUCAGAGAAGCAGCAGAGGAUCAAGAGAGAGGAGCGGGAAGCACGACAAGCCGAGAACCUCAGGAGACGCGCGGCAAGGGGUGGACCUGAGAGGCCAGAAGAACGCAGGCCCGAAGAGGAUGGCCGCUUGCAUUCUUCGGUCGACCUCAAGGAUGCUCCGGCCCCUAACCUCAGCCAGGACCCAAGCUCGAAGUCCAACUCUGGCACGAGCAAGGGCGGGGCAGUGCCAAGGGCCGACCCCGAACCGGAGAAGCCCGAGGCGAAGAAGCAGUUCAGGGAGGAGGACUUUGAAGGAGUGCCGCUCCGCGUGCUGCGCACCAAGCAGCCGAAUGGUUCUGGAUUGUUAGCGUGGGGCAAAUAG
This is a messenger RNA of Effrenium voratum, 936 nucleotides long. The record is from the annotation of a GenBank genome assembly. Lineage: Eukaryota; Dinophyceae; Suessiales; Symbiodiniaceae.